Musa acuminata AAA Group (dessert banana) is the source of this 1874-nucleotide messenger RNA. RefSeq names its product zinc-finger homeodomain protein 2-like. Gene Ontology annotation, biological process: regulation of DNA-templated transcription; regulation of developmental process. The transcript has a single exon. Gene Ontology annotation, cellular component: nucleus. The record is from RefSeq and is a predicted model, not a curated record. The coding region runs from base 393 to 1235 and encodes 280 amino acids. Gene Ontology annotation, molecular function: DNA-binding transcription factor activity; transcription cis-regulatory region binding. NCBI's taxonomy places the organism in Eukaryota, Viridiplantae, Streptophyta, Magnoliopsida, Zingiberales, Musaceae.
UUUUAUUUUAUUUUAUUUUCUUUUUUUGCUUUUUUGUUUAUCGUACAGUCAUUUCAAUGGCUGGGGACACUUUUACCAUUCACCAUCAACAGUCAAAGAGUACUAACACAGUAAAAAGGGCCAAAAACCAUGUGGUUUUAUGAAGGGUGGGAAAUGUUGGCUUGAGAGUGGGGCUUAGGCCACCACCGCAGGAAGUGUGGAGCUUUGAAGGAGGGAGAGGGAGAGAGAGAGAGAGAGAGAGAGAGGGGUGUUUAAUAGAACUGAUGGUGUCCACAGUAUCCUCUCUCUCUCUCUCUCUCAUCUCCUUCUCUUAAAACUUCUAAAGAUAGGAGAUAAUAAGAGAUAGAAGCCUGAGGAAGGCGGAGAUCUGAGUUUGGGGACCGGCGGUGAACAUGGAUUUCGAAGAUCACGAUGAGGCUGAUGAGGAGAUGGGGUUACUGGCGAUUUCGGGCUACGAUAACCCCAUGCCGAAUUCACCUCGUGGAGGAGCAGGAGGAGGAGGAGGAGAUAAAAUGGGAGGCAGCGCGGGCGGAGCUGAGGAAGCGGCCGUGUCAGGUUCGGGGAAACGGAAGGUGGGCGGUGGCGGAAGUGGAUGGGGAGUGAGGUACAGGGAGUGCUUAAAGAACCACGCGGUGGCUAUCGGAGGCCACGCAGUGGACGGCUGCAGCGAGUUCUUGGCUGCCGGGGAGGAGGACACGCUCGACGCGCUCCGAUGCGCCGCGUGCAGCUGCCACCGCAACUUCCAUCGGAGGGAGGAAGAGGGCGGUGGCGGAGCGGCCGUGCUAGAGACGGUUGGGUACUACCAUCGGUUCUCACCGUUCUACCAGACGCCGGCGGGGUACCUGCACCAUCGCCAUCACAUGGUGGUGGCCGCGUCCGCACAGCAGCAGCACAGGCCGCAGCUCCUCGCGCUGCCGUCGACUUCCGGCGGAGGAGGGCAGAGCCGGGACGACCAGGACAGCGACUCGAAUCCGAUGCUGGGGGCGAGAGGGCUGGUGGGAGUAGGCGGCGCGACGGGCACAUCAGGAUCGGGAGGGCACAGGAAGAGAUCCCGGACCAAGUUCACGCAGGAGCAGAAGGAGAAGAUGCUGGCAUUCGCGGAGCGCGUGGGGUGGCGGAUCCAGAAGCACGACGAGGCGGCGGUGCAGCAGUUCUGCGGCGAGACCUGCGUCGAUCGCCAUGUCCUCAAGGUCUGGAUGCACAACAACAAGCAAACCCUCGGUAAGAAACCCUAGCCCGCCGGCCUCCAUGCACCACCGCCAGUCUUGUAAUUCUUGCUAUAGGGUGUCUCAGAUUUGGGUUCUCUUCCUCUCUCCUCCUCCCUUUUGUCUGCUUUCAUUCGGUCUAGUAGCUCUUCUUAUGUUCUCUUCCUCGUCCUCCUCUUUCUCUUUUAUCUGUUUCAGUCUUUCCCUUGUUAUAGCUGGUUUUGUUCAGCUUUGGUGAAGUUACAUUGUGUUGCUGCUGGAGACGCGUGGUGAAGAGCGGUGGUUAUAUUAUUUGGCUUUAAUGAACAUGAUCUUGGUGGUGAAGAUGGGGAACAGGAAGAAGUGGUGUUGUACCUUAAGGCCAAUAUUUGGAGAGAGAGAGAGAGAGGGUGUGGCUAUGUGGGAAUGGGUAGGAAGAGACUGCUAGUGCUAGUGCUACUGUUGGAUUCAGCUCCUCUUUGCUCUUCCUUCUCUUCGAAGUUCAUCUUCUAACUUUCACAUGAAUCUCUUAAGAAGGACAAGCUGGCUGCUACAGUUCACUCUCAAACGUGUCCGCCAUGCAUACUCUGAUCUACACCUGCUAUCCUGUGGUUGUGUUGAUGACUCGAGGGAGAGAAAGGCAUUCUCAGUCUUCUAGUAGUAUGCUUCAGCAAAUGUUUUAUUCUUCUA